AUGCCAAAGCAGGUAGUGGCCGCUUUACAAGUGGGUACUCUGCCCGGUGGAACUCAGGCGACUUUAGAUCAUAUCUUAUCAUAUGCAGAUGAAAUUAAGAAAAACAAUGUUUCUUUGUUGGUAAUUCCCGAGGCCACUCUGGGAGGCUAUCCAAAGGGAUCAAACUUUGGCACUUAUCUAGGAUAUCGGUUGGAUUCUGGCCGGGAAGAGUAUGCUCGUUACCACGCACAGGCAAUUGGGAUAGGUGCUGGUGAAAAAUAUCCUGAAAUCAACAAGCUUUGCCAGCUCUCCAAAACCACCGGAGCUUUCAUAUGCUGUGGGUGCGUUGAGCGCGACGGCACCACGCUGUAUUGCACGAUUGCCUAUAUCGACCCAAAUGUAGGAUACGUGGGUAAACAUAGAAAACUCACACCUACGGCUACAGAAAGGCUUGUUUGGGGGCAGGGAGAUGGAUCCACCCUAAAUGUGUUUGACACGAAGGUUGGUAAAGUUGGUGGAGCCAUCUGCUGGGAGAACAUGAUGCCUUUGCUGAGACAAGCUAUGUACAGUAAGGGGGUAGAAGUGUGGGUUGCUCCUACUGUCGACCAGAGACCGAUCUGGCGUUCCGUAAUGCAAAAUUUAGCUUACGAAGGACGGUUGUUUGUCGUAAGUGCUGUCCAGUUAAUGACGAACGCCACUGAAAUGGGACUUGGAGUCGUGGCAGAUGAAAGCACUGGCCAAAGAAAACUACCAGGUCUGGAGCCCACUGACGACAACUGCAUCAACGGCGGUAGUAUGAUCGUAAACCCUUAUGGCGAGAUUAUCGCGGGGCCACUGAUUGGAGAGGAGGGCCUUUUGUGCGCGGAAAUAGACACGGACAUGAUUGUCAAAGCUCGCUACGACUUUGACCUCGCCGGCCACUAUUCGAGGGGUGAUGUGUUCCAGCUUCAAGUCAACGAGGUCAGUCAGGACGUCAAGUUUAGCAGCUAA
This is a messenger RNA of Lachancea nothofagi CBS 11611, 969 nucleotides long. The record is from the annotation of a GenBank genome assembly. NCBI's taxonomy places the organism in Eukaryota, Fungi, Ascomycota, Saccharomycetes, Saccharomycetales, Saccharomycetaceae.